Plasmodium reichenowi is the source of this 801-nucleotide messenger RNA. RefSeq names its product phosphoethanolamine N-methyltransferase. The transcript has 4 exons. Lineage: Eukaryota; Apicomplexa; Aconoidasida; Haemosporida; Plasmodiidae. The record is from RefSeq and is a predicted model, not a curated record. The coding region runs from base 1 to 801 and encodes 266 amino acids.
AUGACUUUGAUUGAAAACUUAAACUCUGAUAAAACAUUCCUGGAAAAUAAUCAAUAUACGGAUGAAGGUGUAAAGGUUUACGAGUUCAUUUUUGGAGAAAAUUAUAUAUCAUCCGGAGGUUUGGAAGCUACCAAAAAAAUCUUGAGCGAUAUUGAACUUAAUGAAAAUUCGAAAGUUUUAGAUAUCGGAUCUGGUUUAGGAGGUGGCUGUAUGUAUAUCAAUGAGAAAUACGGAGCACAUACGCACGGUAUAGAUAUAUGUUCUAAUAUUGUAAAUAUGGCUAAUGAAAGAGUUAGUGGAAAUAACAAAAUUAUUUUCGAAGCUAAUGAUAUAUUAACAAAAGAAUUUCCUGAGAAUAAUUUUGAUUUAAUUUAUAGUAGAGAUGCAAUAUUACAUUUAUCUCUUGAAAAUAAAAAGAAAUUAUUCCAGAAAUGUUACAAGUGGUUAAAACCAACAGGUACCUUAUUAAUUACUGAUUAUUGUGCAGCGGAAAAAGAAAAUUGGGAUGAUGAAUUUAAAGAAUAUGUUAAACAAAGGAAAUAUACCCUAAUAACUGUGGAAGAAUAUGCUGAUACUAUUGCUGCUUGCAAUUUUAAAAAUGUUGUAUCAAAAGAUUUAAGUGAUUAUUGGAAUCAAUUAUUAGAUGUUGAACAUAAAUAUUUACAUGAAAAUAAAGAAGAAUUUUUAAAAUUGUUUUCAGAAAAUAAAUUUAUUAGUCUUGAUGAAGGCUGGUCAAGAAAAAUUAAGGAUAGCAAAAGGAAAAUGCAAAGAUGGGGUUAUUUUAAGGCCACCAAAAAUUAA